AUGGAAGCUCAAAACAAAUUUCAGAAUUUCGUUUCCUCCCAAGAUUAUGAGGUGACAGACAUUCAAUGCACGUUUGCCAACUCCAAUCUAAAUACAAUAACGAGCAGAGAUUCCAUAAUCGCUAAACUAAGAAAACCAGAAGGAUUCAAAGGACAUCCGCUGUUUGCUGAUGAUAGAGGUGUAAAUCCUGAAUCGGAUACCGCCUGCCAAAUAAGGCCUGAUCAGUCUGAUGCAGCCGGAUUGACUUACAACCUCAGAAUCGCUGACUUCUCAAGAUGCGGAGUUUUGAAGAGGAAUGGAUUCGUACACGUAAGAAUAUGGUUCCCACAAUUUCCUGGAGUAGUAAUGCAAUCAGAUCAAGAACUGAUUAUAAUGUGCAAACCUCCCGAGCCAACAAUAAUAGAGAACAAAGCAGCAGGUUUCGCAGGGAGCUUUCCUCAUGGAGCUAGAGUGUCAGGCGUAGUUGAAGAAAGUCCUGGAAGAUUGGAGUACGAAGUAGCUCUAUACAAAGAAGCCCCAGCAGCCAGACUAUCGAAUUCCACUUACAUGGGAAACAACGAACUUCCAGUAGACCAGGCGGUCCCCAUUGGCACAAAAUUACAACUGAGAGCAAGGAUUAAUCCAGAUUCGGCCUGGAAAUACGUAAAGCUCAUGGAAGUAGCUGUCAGUCCUGAUCCAGAUGAACCACAUACACCGGGGAGUGUUGCUCUGGUCAAGGAUGGAUGCAGAAACAGCGAUUUCGCAUCCAUCAUCCCACACCAACCAGCGAGGUACAGAGACCACCAUAAUGAAGUUUUUCUAGAUUUUGAAGCUUUCCUGCUCAGUUCGAUAAAAGAGAGAUCAACACUUUGGAUACACUCCCAGAUCAAAGCAUGUAUGGAACCUAUAGAUUGCCAACCUGACUUCUGUUUAGAUCUCUACGAGCCAUCUGGUCAUGGUAGGAGAAGGAAGAGAACGGUGGACAACAAGAAAGAUACAACUACCGGGUUCAUGGAACAUUUGUCACACAAUGGAACACAGUUCAAAAAAAUUAAGGAAAAUUUGGAAUAUACCGUUCUGAUGCCUGGAGAAUUCUUCCAUAAAUCAUCUGUUGUCGAAACUUCCUGCAACAGUUUUUUGGUGAUAGCGGCCAUUCUAGGUUGCCUAUUGUUCUUAUCUGCUUUUAUAAUGUGCUGGAUGGCUUCAAGAUUACACUCAACGCUUUCGGGAAAGACUAUAGACCAAUUAGUUAGAGAAUCUAGGAAUUAUUCAGAAAGUUGUUACACGGGGAGACCAACAACUCAAUGAAAUAUUUCUAAUUGAGAUGUUACAGGUAAUUUCUUCGAUAUGAAGGUACAAAAUGGUGGAUGAUCACACAGGGCCCUAAAAUCUCUGCUGCUCACAAUUCAAAGCGAUUUUAGAAGAGGCUAUCAUUUUUCCUAAGCUUAGGGCCACUGUAAGUCUCAAUCGGCCACUGAAUGUACUGUUACCUCAUUUCAUUCGUAGUCACUUGAAAUUUUACCUGUGUUAUUAAGUCAUCUCGUUUUCUGAACAUUUAUAUGGUUAAAAUUGCAGUUCAUAAAUUUUGGUUACAAAUGAUUUUCAAACUGUCAAACUGAAGAAAUCUUUCCUGAUUUAGAAAUAUAGGUAUAUUAUUUUAUAUGGUCAUAUAUUACAAUAUACUUUGAGUCAGCUCUACGUGAUAAUUAGCAUUUCCGAAAAAAUACGACUUCAACAUAGACUCAUUGUUAUUUAGGAUGUUUUAUUGAAGAAACACAAUUAUGUCAAAACGGAAUUGAAAAGCAGAAAAUAUAUUCUGUAUUUCCUUUUAUUCGACAAUAACGAGACUAAAUAAUUAUGCAGCAAGGUGAAGGAAAAAGCUUCAAAGAUCAUCAAAACCUAGUCUGAAUCACACAAUUGCUAAUUGCGUGUGAAACCACUCUAUAAAUGUCAAUCCAAAUUGAUAUUUAAGUUUGAAUAAUUUGAAAAAAAUAACUUUGUUUAUUACCAUUGUAUAAAGAUUACCCAGUAGGAUGUUCAUCGCCGUUAUCCAGAAAAGAAAAGUGAUAUUAUAAAGAAAAGUCUCGAAAGCUUCGACAUGUCAUAACUUUCAACUUUAAUACAAACUAUAAAAUACAAAAAACUCAAUCAAAUGUCCAAAUAAUGAAAAAGAAAUAUCUUCCUCUUCUUAUGAUCCAAAAUAUUUUUUUUUAUCGAGUAAAUCCUUGAAAGAGAAAAAUCAAAAUGACAAAUAUUUGCUUCAAUGAUUAAAACGAUUUGAAUAACUCCAAAGAACAUCUUAAAUAUUGAGAUUAUCUAAAUCCUGAUUAUGAAAGAAAGUUUAGAAAUUGCAAUUCCUCAUAUACGCAUCACAAGUUUCAGUGGAAAGAUUUAAUGAAUUAUGCAAUUUUUGACCUUAUUCCGUGAGUCAUUCGAUGAUGACGUUUAGUUUGAAAACCAUUUUCACCCAAAUGGCGUUGUCUACUAUAAUCUCCAUGCAAUGGUAAAACCUUGAUUUGUUUAAACAUAUUUGUGGUUAAUAUUGAACCUUUGAAGAAAAUAAUUUCAUGCCAAACUUAAAAUAGUCUGUUAUAGAAUAGAAUAAUUUAUUGUUAAAUAUUUAUUUAUUGAAGGUAUUUAUUUUUUAGCAGAUAAUCUAUUCAUUUUGUAAAUAUAUCAUAUAGUAAGGUGGAAACAUGAGAAAUAAUGUUUCCGUUAGAAUAGGAAAUUUAUGAAGAAGUGAACAUAUUUUAUGUGAGGUUUGAAAUAAAUAGAUAGAAAUUGUUGUUCUGAAGGUAAUUUAAUUAGAGAUCAUUUUCUGUUCCAAGAAAACAUCAUGAUAAUAAUAGCUCGAAUUUAUUGCAAAUAGUAUGGUAUAAAUCGACGAGAUAACAAUAGAAAUUAAAUAGAAAUAUAUUAACAUGGAAACAUCUCAUAGUACAAUAGUAUAUAAAAAUAAAAACAAUUAAAAACGUAAAGAUAAAACAAUAUCACGAUUGGCAAACUUGUGUAUCCUGCAAGCUUACAAUCAGAUGAUAUCCAAAUGUAAAAGUGUUAUUUGGCUAAAAUAAAUUCAACACUGACAUAAAAACUUUGGCUUGAAUAUCCUAAAAAUAUGAAACUCA
Messenger RNA from Harmonia axyridis, 3104 nucleotides. RefSeq lists its product as uncharacterized. The transcript is spliced from 6 exons. The record is from RefSeq and is a predicted model, not a curated record. The coding region runs from base 1 to 1287 and encodes 428 amino acids. Lineage: Eukaryota; Metazoa; Arthropoda; Insecta; Coleoptera; Coccinellidae.